Molecule: messenger RNA, 571 nt
Organism: Durusdinium trenchii
Lineage: Eukaryota; Dinophyceae; Suessiales; Symbiodiniaceae
Source: the annotation of a GenBank genome assembly
GCUGAGCCCGUUCGCCGAACUGCUGCUUUUAGCUCGGCCUUUGAGCUCGGGCUUUUCGCCGAACUACUGGCGAUGCAGGAACAUGAAGUCGCUUCAAGCUGAGGCAGUCGAAGAGCUCAAGCGCCUGGUGGGUCGUUUGGUGUAUAGCGGAGGUGCCCCUGCCAUUGCCUAUGAGGGCAGCAAGUACACUCUCCUCUACCGGGACUUUUUGAAGCGGAAGGACUUCUGCAUCGCCGCACGCUGGACGAUGGAACUGUUGGUUGUCCAGCUGAGCUCUCAGCGACUGCUCAGAGAUGGCAACAGGACUCUUCCAUGGGCCUAUUUCAUGGGAUUCUAUGGGACGGCUGCUGAGCCUUUGUCUCUGUUCUUCCGUCCGCUAGGACUCCAACUCUUUCAAACGCUCCUGUGGGGCUCUGGCCCCUCCUGGACGCAGGUGGCACGUGCAGGCUCUGGACCGGUCCUGGACCGGCGGGCUCGGACCCGCUCGGUUGGGCGGUCCGAGCGGGAGCGGUUUGAGGUCCGCCCUGUCGAAGGACUUCCAGGAGCUGCUGACCCGCGCCGGUUCGGGUGA